Molecule: messenger RNA, 3061 nt
Organism: Fonticula alba
Lineage: Eukaryota; Rotosphaerida; Fonticulaceae
Exons: 10
Coding region: 85-3006 (973 amino acids)
Biological process (GO): transmembrane transport
Cellular component (GO): membrane
Molecular function (GO): ABC-type oligopeptide transporter activity; ATP hydrolysis activity; ATP binding
Source: RefSeq, a predicted model, not a curated record
ACACACACACACAUACACAUACAUUUGCCCGUUCACAAAGCACCGCCAUCGACCACGCUCCGUGAGCCAAGUUAACGCCUCGCCAUGAAGGCCAAGUACGCGGCGUCCUACCAGCCAGCGCUGCUGGAGGAGACGCGCGUCGACCGGAGAACCCUCUCCACCACGGUGCCCCUGGCGGUCUACGGCAUCACGCCCUUCGUGGUCUUCGGCCUCUGGAUGCUCGGUGGCUGGACCUCCACGACACUGACUUUCACCGACUACGUGCACCACAGUGUCCUGGGGUACUCCUACCGGUCCUCAUCCUUCGAUCUGGUGGCCGGGUCCUUCCUUCGGUUUUUCUCUCUCUUCCUCUCGCUUGGAACCUCCUUCAGCAAUGUCUCCAUCUACCAUGGCGGGCGCCUGCCCCUCUUGCGGCGCCUCGCCCUUGUGGCCAUCCCCCUGGCGGCGGCCGUGAACUACGCGGUCAAAUUCGGCCUUGUCUUCUCGCAGGAGCCGGCCGAGCGGGCCGCCUCGCUCGAGGGCUUCGGCGGCCAGGGCAUCGCUGUGGCUCUGCUGGUUUUGGGCCUCGGCCUUGCCCUGGGUGAGGCCGUGCCGCUGGGCAUCUUCCACGUCCGGGCCCGACUCCUGGCCCUGGACCAGAUGUUCCUCCGGCAAAUGGAGGCCGGCAGCCAUACUCCCACUUCGCCGGCCGUCACAGGCGCCGAGCUCGACCCCAAGGCCGAUGCGCCCGGCGAGCCGAACAGCAAGGCCACCCUCAUGCGCCUGCUGAGCCUCGUUCGCCCGGAGAUGGGCCUUCUGCUUGUCGGCUGCUUUGCCCUGCUGAUCACCGCCCUCACGCAGCUGGCCCUGCCCUUCCUCAUCGGUGUCAUUGUGGAUGCCCUGGUGCCGGUGUCCGGCAGCGGCUCCUCCUCGGACUUCGACCCCCGGUCCAACCUCAAUCAGGCCGUGGUCCUGCUGCUGAUUGUGGCCACCAUCGGCGCCAUCACCGGCCUUGCGCGAGCCAGCGUCUUCACCCUGAUCGGCCACCGGAUUGUCUUCCGCCUCCGGCGCGAUCUCUUCCAUGCCAUCACCAGCCAGGAUAUCGCCUUUUUCGAUCAAACCCGCACCGGCGACCUGGCCAGCCGCCUGAGCAGCGACUCCCAGGUCAUCCAGAACUCCAUGACCGUCAAUCUGUCCAUGCUCCUGCGCUACAUCGUCCAAAUCUUCGGCUCGGUCAUCGUCCUCUUCCUUCUUAGCUGGCAGCUGUCUCUGAUCAUGUUCUCGGUUGUGCCCCUGGUCACCAUCGGAGCCGUGGCCUAUGGAAAGUACCUGCGCACCCUGCAGAAGAAGUUCCAGGAGGCGUUGGCCGAUGCGCUGACCGUGGCCGAGGAGGUCAUCAGCAACAUGCGUACCGUUCGCUCCUUCUCGGGCGAGGACCGAUCCAACCAGCAGUACACAAAUGCCACCUACCAGAGCUACCUGCUCGGUCGCAAGAUCGCCUUCGUGUAUGGUCUGUUCAAUGGCCUGCUCGGAUUCGUUCCCCAGGCGGCCAUUGCCCUGGUUUUGUGGUAUGGCGGUGUCCUUGUCAUCGAAGGCCGCAUUACCACCGGCCUCCUGACCUCCUUCCUCAUUUACACCCUGUCGGUGGCCAUGGCCUUCGCCUUCCUGUCGAGCCUUUUCGGCGACUUCAUGGCCGCCGUCGGAGCCAGUGAGCGCGUUUUCGGCCUGAUCGACCGGGUUCCCACCAUCCCGGUCAAGGGCGGCCUGCGCCUGCCCAGCCUCACCGGACACAUCACCUUCGACCGCGUCUCCUUCACGUACCCCUCGCGCCCGGACAGCCAGAUCUUGGAUGACAUCCAGCUGGACCUGGCCCCGGGGCGUGUUUUGGCCCUUGUUGGCCCGUCUGGCGGCGGCAAGUCCACCAUCGUGUCACUGCUCGAGCGCUUCUACGAUGUGACCUCCGGCAAGAUCCUGGUCGAUGGCCACGACCUGCGCACCCUCGAUCCCAAGUGGUACCGGUCGCAGGUGGCCCUGGUGUCGCAGGAGCCGGUGCUCUUCGCCACGACCAUCCGCGAAAACAUUGCCUUCGGCAUUCAGGAGGAAUUUUCGUACCAGCACCGGUCGGCGGCCGGCAGCCCCGUGCCCGGGUCCUUCCAUGUCCCCGAGGAGGAUAUCAUCAACGCCGCGCGCCAGGCCAACGCACACGACUUCAUCUCGGCCUUCCCCCAGGGCUAUGACACGCUGGUGGGCGAACGCGGCGUCCGCCUCUCCGGCGGGCAGAAGCAGCGCAUCGCCAUCGCCCGGGCCCUGCUGAUGAACCCGCGCAUCCUCCUCCUGGACGAGGCCACCUCGGCUCUGGACGCCGAGAGCGAAUUCCAAGUCCAGGAGGCCAUCGACCGGGCCAUGGAGUCGCGCACCGUGCUCGUCAUCGCCCAUCGGCUGUCCACGGUCAAGAAUGCCGACGCCAUCCUCGUCCUGCAGGGCGGCAAGAUCGUCGAGCGUGGCACUCACGACCAGCUGAUUGCCCGCCGCAAGGGCGUCUACCGGGGCUUGGUCCUGCGCCAGUUGCAGGGUGGCCCGGACCCGGCCGCCCCCGGCCACCCCAAGGAGGAUGCGCCCGAGGACCCGGAGGACCAGGAGGCCGCCCGCCUCGCCGGCAUCAAGAACCUCGAUGCCCAGUCCACCCACUCCUCGCUCUCCCCCUGCCCGUCAGAUGCCGGGGACUCCCUCCUGGACGUGGUGGAGGAGCAGGCCGAGGAGGAUGACCUGGCCAUCCUGCCGGCCGCGGCCGCCGCGUCCUUCAGCAUCAACGAGCACCCCAGCGAAUUUGGCAGCAUCAACACCGGCCUCGGCCCGGGGCUCGGGGGAUUGCCCCGCCAGCGCCGUGGCAGCGCCCGCUCCCCUCCCAUUGAUGGCCACCCCGCCGCCGCCGCCGCCGGCGAUCGGCCGGAGGACGAUGACGACGACGACCAUGGGGGGGAGGUUCUGAACGAUCGGUCCCCCCUGCUGGUCCCGCGUGACCACUGAGAGUCGCCGUAACUGCCAACACCACCCAACCAAUACACCAUGGCACUUGAGUGAA